Cajanus cajan (pigeon pea) is the source of this 1925-nucleotide messenger RNA. RefSeq names its product zinc finger CCCH domain-containing protein 40. The record is from RefSeq and is a predicted model, not a curated record. NCBI's taxonomy places the organism in Eukaryota, Viridiplantae, Streptophyta, Magnoliopsida, Fabales, Fabaceae. Gene Ontology annotation, cellular component: U2-type catalytic step 2 spliceosome; U2-type catalytic step 1 spliceosome; Prp19 complex. Gene Ontology annotation, molecular function: pre-mRNA binding; metal ion binding; U6 snRNA binding.
AACUAUUAGAUAUUGAUAUAUAUAUUAAAAGGGCAGUGAAGGCGUGGCUUGUAUUUUUGGUUCCUCAGCCGUGAAGCGCAUGAAGGUAGCGAGCCAGCGCCUCUAUGGUUGUGUAGUUGGUGGUGUUGUUGUUUGAUUUUGGUGUUAGGAAUAAAUAAGGUGUUAUUGUUGUUGAAACCCUAAUCAUGGCGCAUAGGUUGCUCCGAGACCACGAAGCCGACGGUUGGGAGCGCUCCGAUUUCCCCAUCAUCUGCGAAUCCUGCCUCGGCGACAGCCCCUACGUUCGAAUGACAAGAGCAGAGUAUGACAAGGAGUGCAAAAUUUGUACAAGGCCUUUCACUGUUUUUAGAUGGAGACCUGGUCGAGAUGCAAGAUAUAAGAAAACUGAGAUCUGCCAGACAUGUAGUAAAUUGAAAAAUGUCUGUCAAGUGUGCCUUCUGGAUCUUGAAUAUGGACUACCAGUUCAAGUUCGGGACACGGCUCUUAGUAUCGAUUCCAAUGAUGCCAUUCCAAAGAGUGAUGUUAAUAGGGAGUAUUUUGCUGAAGAGCAUGACCGCAGGGCUAGAGCUGGUAUAGAUUAUGAAUCCUCUUAUGGUAAAGUACGGCCAAAUGAUACUAUCCUGAAGCUUCAAAGGACUACACCAUAUUACAAAAGAAAUCGGGCGCAUAUUUGCAGUUUCUACAUAAGGGGUGAAUGUACCAGAGGAGCUGAGUGCCCUUAUAGACAUGAGAUGCCUGUAACUGGGGAAUUGUCUCAACAAAAUAUUAAAGACCGUUAUUAUGGGGUGAAUGAUCCAGUGGCUUUGAAGCUACUUGGCAAGGCAGGAGAGAUGACCACUCUGGAGGCUCCUGAGGAUGAGAGCAUUAAAACUCUUUAUGUUGGUGGACUUGAUGCCAGGGUCACUGAGCAGGACUUGCGGGAUCACUUCUAUGCCCAUGGAGAAAUUGAAUCCAUCAAAAUGGUUCUCCAACGGGCUUGUGCUUUUGUCACAUACACAACCAGAGAAGGUGCAGAAAAGGCAGCAGAAGAACUUUCCAACAAACUGGUUAUUAAGGGCCUAAGGCUAAAGCUGAUGUGGGGCAGGCCUCAGACAUCGAAACCUGAAUCAGAUGGCUCUGAUCAAGCAAGGCAGCAGGCCUCCGUUGCUCACAGUGGAUUGUUACCUCGGGCAGUUAUAUCUCAGCAGCAGAACCAGGACCAAACCCAAGGAAUGCUUUACUACAACAAUCCACCACCUCUACAGCAGGAAAGAAGCUACUACCCAUCAAUGGAUCCUCAAAGAAUGGGAGCUCUUAUUCCAUCACAGGAUGGUCCUCCUAGUGGGCCUUCUGGGCCUGGGGAGAACAAGCCCAGUUUGGAGAAGCAGCAAAUGCAACAUUAUCCUCGUCCAAUGAUGCCCCCUCCACCUGGCCAAUAUCAUCAUCAGUAUUAUCCUCCAUAUGGUUAUAUGCCACCAGCUCCUCCUUAUCAUCAGUACCCACCACCUGCAUACAAUUCUGCAGUGCCUCCAUCCCAACCUCCUCCCUCAAAUCAUCCUUAUCAGCAGCAUUCUAUGCAGCCAGGGUCUUCACAGACAGGAACUGGACAAGCCGCAGCUGCCCCAGUUGAAACUGGAACAUCAACAUCAGGGUCACAGCAGCAAUGAAAUUGCCUAUGCUGAUGUUUCUAGUUAUGUUUAAUUAUUGUUCAAAGUUUUUCCUGAAACUGACCAUGCUGACAGGGAAGUUAUUUUCACUCAAGCUGUCAAUUUACUAUCUCAACUAGCUUGAACAAGUUAUUUUAUGAUUGGAUUUUGUGAUUUUGUAACUCUUGCUUCCUGGUUAGAUCAUAGUCAUGCUCAGCUUUAGUAUUACUUUGCAUCGAAUGCUGAUGUUACAACUUUGCAUCGAAUACAACAUUUGGUAAAGUUCGCCAGUUGGUUUUA